CCUGACCGAGACAAGCGGCAGAGAAGCUCGUACACCGAGAGAGAACGGUGGACUCCAUUGCUGUCCCGAGUGUGUUUCUCGUCGGCUGUGUCGUAUUGCGUGUCUGUCCGUGCUUUCGUGCACACAAGUUUUUCCCUUCCACGGCUGCUCGGAGAGAGAUUGUGAAUAGUAUCCCAUUGUGUUUAGUGCCUAGACCGAUAUUCGAGAUCGUCGAGCGUACUGAGACGUAAAAAAACCGAGCCAAAAUGGCUGAUCAACUGACAGAGGAGCAAAUUGCAGAAUUUAAAGAGGCAUUCUCGCUAUUUGACAAAGAUGGAGACGGUACCAUCACAACCAAAGAAUUGGGUACUGUUAUGCGAUCACUUGGUCAAAAUCCUACAGAAGCUGAGCUUCAAGAUAUGAUCAAUGAAGUGGAUGCGGAUGGUAAUGGAACAAUCGAUUUUCCGGAAUUCUUAACCAUGAUGGCUCGCAAAAUGAAGGAUACUGACAGUGAGGAGGAAAUUAGGGAGGCCUUCAGAGUAUUUGAUAAAGAUGGGAAUGGUUUCAUAUCUGCAGCGGAACUCAGACAUGUCAUGACAAAUCUUGGCGAGAAACUCACUGAUGAGGAAGUUGAUGAAAUGAUUCGGGAGGCUGACAUUGAUGGAGAUGGCCAAGUGAACUAUGAAGAAUUCGUCACAAUGAUGACAUCAAAGUGAAUGCAACCUGUGUAAUGGAAAAACUUGCAACUUCAAGUGGUGUUGACGUAUUAAAAUAAAUCAAGAAACAAAGAAAAAUAUAAUGUUAACAAAAAGCGAAUCGACCAGAAAGUGAAAAAAAUCUUGUAUCUGGACGCAAAGAUGUCUUUAAAACGCGAAAAGUCAACGUCCAACACGCGUUAAUCAUCAUUAACGAUAAGUAAUACAGGGCAAUUGUUUAAUUAAAAAGUUAUACCACUAAAAAUCAUUAUCUCUAAAUACACGAAAUACUUAACUAUACACAACAUGAACAUAAAAAUACAUGUUACACGCGCACAUACACAAAUACAAAAAAUAUGCAGCACACACAUAAAUACAUCUAAUACAUAAAAGAUGAUUUAUUUCCGUAUAAAAAAUAUAAUUAAAAAAUGUUAGAUAUAUAUAUGUACACACACAUACACACACACACACACACACACAUACAUAUAUAUACAGUAUAUGUAUAUAUAUAUAUAUAUAUAUAUAACAGGCGCGCAUGUUUGUUGAUGAUAAAAUAAAUAGUGUGUUUCCUUACUUUCCUCUCUUUUUGGCCUUUUCCUAUUUCUUCUCUGCACGUAUCUUUGAAGACUUUCAUGUGUAAGUUUCCCUUGUAAAAUCUACUUUUCAAUGUAUUAAAAAAAAAAAUGCAAUUAUUAAUUAGUGGACAGAAGAGAGGAAAAGUAUUAAAAGAAAGGAAAAAUCUCUAUUAUAGCGCAUCGUGUAGGUUCGUUUGUUGAUCGAGAUAAAUUGAAAAUUUAUUCUGCUCGUUUCUCGAUCAAGGAAAACGUGCUUAUAUCAUUGAUACAGCAUUUGUUGUAGCAAGAAAUUUUAUCAGUAACGUACAUAUUAAGCGUUUGUUUUAUUUUGCCAAAGAAAAUUCGAAUUGGGCAUUGUUUUCCAAAAUUCGAAAUAUAGGCUUCGACCUUUGACUUACCAAUGAUUCCGCGUAUACUGGAUUCCUUGUUACGUCAUAGUGGAUAAUUCAAUUUUUAAUAGUUGAAAAAAAGUAUUAUUAAAAUU
Messenger RNA from Frieseomelitta varia, 1733 nucleotides. RefSeq names its product calmodulin. Bases 246 to 695 code for a protein of 149 amino acids. The record is from RefSeq and is a predicted model, not a curated record. Gene Ontology annotation, molecular function: calcium ion binding; enzyme regulator activity. The transcript has 4 exons. NCBI's taxonomy places the organism in Eukaryota, Metazoa, Arthropoda, Insecta, Hymenoptera, Apidae.